ACUGCCUCAGAGAAAAAUAAUGUAAUGGAGUAAAAGAAGAGAGAGAAAGUGAGUGGGAUUGAGGAAAAUUGUAGAGAGAGAAAGAUAAAGGAGAUGGGGCAGAUCGUGAAGACGAAGAAGAAAGGACGUCCAUCUAAGGCAGAUCUAGCUCGCCGGAACGCUGCCGCUGAGCAGUCGGAAUCGGCGUCGGCGAAGCAGGAGAGGGAGCUUCGUCGGAGUGGACGGCGUCGGAAUGUUAGGUACGCUUUCGAUAUCGAUGAUUACCUUGACGACGAUGAGUACUUUGUCGAAGACGAUGAGGAUGAGAGAGGCAGAGAGAAGAAGCUAAAACACUUGCUUAAGCUACAGAGCGAUGAAAUCGGUGCUGAGUCAACUCCGAGUCGGACUCGACGAGUGUCAGUAGGGCCUGCCACGUCGGCUUCGUCUUCCGACGAUGGGGAUGGGAGAAAGCCCUCUAAAAAGAGAAAAAUUAACGGCGACGAUGAUAGAGAUGAAGACGAAGAAGAUAAUGACGAUGAAAUUGAAAAUGAUAAUGAUGAUGAGGCUAGAGGAAGGAAUGAAGAAGCAAAAGAUGUGGACUCUGCUCCAGGGACACCAUCUGAACCACAUUCUGGAAUGCCGUUGCCAGAUAAGAAGACGAUGGAAUUGAUUCUCGACAAGUUACAGAAGAAAGACAUCUAUGGUGUUUACGCGGAACCUGUUGAUCCUGAAGAGCUUCCUGAUUACCAUGAGGUGAUUGAUAAUCCCAUGGACUUUACCACCGUCAGAAACAAAUUGCGAACUGGAUCAUAUGCCACUUUGGAGCAAUUAGAGAGCGAUAUCUUCCUCAUUUGUUCAAACGCAAUGCAGUACAAUUCAUCAGAUACUGUCUACCAUAAACAGGCACGUACCAUCCAAGAGUUGGCUACAAAGAAAUUUGAGAAGCUAAGAAUCAAGUAUGACCGAUCUGAAAAGGACGUCAAGUUAGAACAGAAGACAAAAUAUGGUUCUGUUGUCAGGAAGCAAAUAAAGAAGCCGAUGGUCUCGAUGUUCCAGGAAAAUGUUGGCUCUGAUUUCUCAUCAGGUGCCACUCUUGCUGCAGCUGGAGAUAGCCACUAUCUUAACAACACUCCUCUUGCUGGAGUGUCGGUGAAACCUUAUGGUGUUGAUGGGCUUGCUGAAGGAAAUUCUUCACUGAUAGAUCAAAAUGUAGACAAGGCAGAAGAAUCACUAUCAGGGAAGGGUCCUCUAUCCAGAUUUGGAAGGAAAUUAACUGUGCCUGAUGAGAACCGUCGUGGAAGUUACAACAUAUCCACACAACCAGUUGGCAACACGGACUCCAUAUUUUCAACGUUUGAAGAUGAAAGCAAGCACCUGGUCACUGUUGGGCUUUAUUCUGAUCAUGCAUAUGCUAGGAGCCUUGCCCGGUUUGCUGCAACUCUCGGUCCUGUAGCAUGGCGAGUUGCAUCCCAGAAAAUUGAACAGGCAUUACCUCCUGGAUUCAAGUUUGGCCGUGGGUGGGUUGGGGAAUAUGAGCCACUUCCAACCCCAGUUUUGGUGCUUGAGAACUAUACCUUGAAGGAACCUCCAUUCUUCUCCAAGUCCGUACAUAAGUUUGGAGCUCAAAAGAAUGAGAAAACAUCCGAGGACGCAAUUGCUCCAAAAGAUAAACCUCUUUCUAGGCCUCUAUUAGGAGGAAAAUCAUCAUAUCUUGGUUCAACUAAGGGUAAGCCUAUGGAGAGUGGUUUGAAUGUCUUGAUUCCCACGAAGGAGCAAUCUCCUAGGGAGGUCAAUCUAGAAAGGAGGUCAUCGUUUCUUUCUUCUGGAAAGAAACCUGCUGUUUGUGCUAGCUCCAGAUACCAGCAUCCUGAUUUGCAAUCCAGAAAUUUCAAUGAACCUGCUAAAAAGAUCCAUUUCAAAUCUGAACCUGAUAAAAAACUGCAGAAGCAGGUUGAGUUAAAUUGCCCACUGUUAGACAGUCCUAGGAAUUCUGAAAUUACCAGAAAGAUUAAUGUUACUGUUACUUCUGAAACACCUGGAUCGAGGUCUACUGGGGUAAGUCCGAGGAACCCAUUCUCAUCUGGGUCAUUUACGCAAUCAGCCAAGAAUGGAAGUGCUGUUGGAGGAAUGGCCAAUGGGAGAGCAGUGAAUAACAACCUAGACACUACACCAGCAGCGCAUUUAACUGCUGAUAGCGUUCCAACCGUGAGAAAAGUUGCAGGUUUCUUUCACCAAGAACAGGAGCAGGGCCUUAGUGACCCUGUUCAGUUGAUGAGAAUGUUGUCUGAAAAGGCUCAAAAUCAACAGAACUCUUUGAGUCAGUCCCUAACUGAUGCUUCUCCAAUUUCCCCUGUGACUCCAUCUGUGAGGAAGGAUGAUUCAGGAAAUGCCGCCGCCGCCGCUGCCCGAGCAUGGAUGUCAGUUGGGGCAGGAGGUUUCAGACAAGGCAUGGAAACAUCAAGCAUGCAGAAUAGUCAUAUUUCUGCUGAUUCAUUGUAUAACCCUUCUCGCAAUGUCCAGCAACAAACAUCACGAGUUCGGGGUGAACAUCCUGCAUCAGCAAUGCACUUUCAGGCUGAGAACAGUAGUCCACUUCAUGCUUUUGUACCUCAUCCUGCGAGAGUGGGCAGUGAAGCUCAAUUUCAGAAUCCUCAAAUGAUUUUCCGCCAAUCAAUACCUGCGGACUUGUCUAGGUUCCAGGUACAACCUGCUUGGCAGGGGUUUAAUCAACCAGCACAGCCAAGGCAGAAGCAGGAUUCCCUCCCCCCUGACUUAAACAUUAGUUUCCAGUCAUCUGGGUCUCCUGGUCGUCCAUCUUCAACCGUUUUGGUUGAUUCUCAGCAGCCAGACCUGGCCUUGCAAUUAUGAAACCAAGCAAUUUCUGAUAAAAAUAUUUGAACAGGUUCAAACAUACAAGAGCCUUUGGAUCUUUUGGCUGGCACGUCUAAAUCUUCUUUUUGGGCAUCACUGCUUCAGCAUACUACUAGCAUCUACCUGUAAUUGCUGAAGGCUUUGAUAUCGGAUCUCAUUUCGUUGAACUUUAAGUUGGCAACUCAACAAUUGGAGUCAACUGCUUCAUUUAUUUUUUUGGGAUGUUCCGAGGUAUUAUUUCUUUAUUUGCUAUGUUGUAGUGGUGGAGAAGGCAAUAGAUGUAGUUCAGGUUUAGGAUAGGCAGCAGGCACAACUGGAGGAUCACUGUCCAGGUCACGAAUCGUGGAUCGUUUCAUGUCAAUCACUGACUUGGAAUUGCGAUUUAGAUAGCUGAAGAAGUAAGCAUAUUACAUUAAUACUAGUUCGUUCGUUUGUUCCAGUGUUUGCUAUAUGGUCAUUUACGGAUAGGAAUGCUUUAAUUUAUUGUACAUUGGAGUAAGGUGGGACUGAUCUUUGGAGUUUUUGUCAUUUUUACUUCAAUCAUUGUAGUUCUACCUCAGUUUCCUCCUUACACCAGCGGGUUCUCGUCUACAUGUAAUGGCGUAAAUUUCAGAGAAAUUCCAAAGUAUUGGUAUUCUUUGUUUGUGCCA
This is a messenger RNA of Solanum lycopersicum (tomato), 3500 nucleotides long. RefSeq lists its product as uncharacterized. The record is from RefSeq and is a predicted model, not a curated record. Gene Ontology annotation, molecular function: protein binding. Lineage: Eukaryota; Viridiplantae; Streptophyta; Magnoliopsida; Solanales; Solanaceae.